Molecule: messenger RNA, 2757 nt
Organism: Sphaeramia orbicularis (orbiculate cardinalfish)
Lineage: Eukaryota; Metazoa; Chordata; Actinopteri; Kurtiformes; Apogonidae
Gene: plk2b
Product: polo-like kinase 2b (Drosophila)
Exons: 14
Coding region: 70-2040 (656 amino acids)
Biological process (GO): protein phosphorylation; mitotic spindle organization
Cellular component (GO): kinetochore; spindle pole; nucleus
Molecular function (GO): ATP binding; protein serine/threonine kinase activity; protein binding
Source: RefSeq, a predicted model, not a curated record
GCCGGGUAUAAAGGCGCACAGACGGACUCUCCGGGCUGCAUUCUGAGUACGGGACAAGAAACCACAUCUAUGGAAGUACAGAGGAAUAUCGGGCCCCUACAAACAAACACCAGCAGUAUGUGUGAGCCGACGCAGAGGUCCUGUGAACCCCGUCGGAAGAGAAUGGAUGAGCGCAGUGCGCCGUCGGAGAUGGCCAGGAUAAUCAGUGAUCCAGUCACGGGGAAGUGCUACUGCCGUGGAAAAGUUUUGGGAAAGGGAGGUUUUGCAAAAUGCUAUGAGAUGACCGACCUGUCCACCAGCAAAGUUUACGCAGCAAAAAUCAUCCCACAUGCGCGCGUCUCCAAACCUCACCAACGGGAAAAGAUUGACAGAGAAAUCGAACUACACAGAGUACUGCAUCACAGACAUAUUGUGCACUUUUAUCAUCAUUUCGAGGAUAAGGAGAACAUCUAUAUUCUGUUGGAAUACUGCAGCAGAAAAUCCUUAGCCCACAUCCUGAAGGCUCGCAAAGUUCUUACUGAACCAGAGGUGCGUUAUUACCUGAGACAGAUCGUUUCUGGACUCAAGUACCUGCAUGAACAAGAGAUCCUGCAUAGAGACCUGAAGCUUGGUAACUUCUUUGUGAGUGAGUCGAUGGAGUUGAAGGUUGGAGACUUUGGUCUGGCUGCCAAGUUGGAGCCAGCGGGAAACAGGAGAAAGACAAUCUGUGGAACACCAAACUACCUGUCCCCUGAGGUGCUCAACAAGCAGGGCCAUGGCUGUGAAUCAGACAUCUGGGCCUUAGGCUGUGUAAUGUACACAAUGCUGUUGGGCAGACCACCAUUUGAAACCACCAACCUGAAGGAGACUUACAGGUGUAUCAGAGAGGCUCGCUAUUCGCUGCCUUCCUCGCUGUCCCCACAGGCCAAGCAGCUGAUCGCCAGCUUGCUAGCUAAGAUUCCUGAGGACAGACCCAACCUAGACCAUAUCCUGAGGCACGAUUUCUUCACACAGGGCUUCAGUCCAGAGCGUCUGUCGCCUAGCUGUUGUCAUUCGCCACCAGACUUCCACGUCUCUAGUCCGGCCAAGAGCUUCUUCAAGAAAGCUGCAGCAGCGCUCUUUGGUGGGAAGAAGGACAAGGUUAAAUACUACGAGACUCUGAACAAGUUAACAAAAGAGGAAGAGGAGAUCUACAAGCUGCAGCACGACCUGGAGAGAACUGUCAUCAGCCAACAACAGAACAAAAAGAUUGCUGAGAAUGGAAGUCUACUUCCGCCAUCUGCCGAAAGCACCGUUGCCCCAGCAACAGAGAGCCAGUCGCCGGCUACGCAAGAUACGAUCCGUCUAAUCGUCAGGGGGAGUCUGGGAAGCUGCAGCAGCAGCAGUGAAUGUCUGGAGGACAACACAACAGGGAGUGUGGCUGAGACUGUGGCCAGUGUAUUAAGAGGAUGUCUGGAGAACAUGCCAAAAUAUGACAUUCCUCAGGGCUCAAACAGCUGCAGUCUUCAGUGGGUGACUAAAUGGGUGGACUACUCCAACAAGUACGGCUUCGGCUACCAGUUGUCAGAUCACACCGUGGGAGUUCUCUUUAACAACGGCACUCACAUGAGCCUCCUGCCAGACAGAAAGACCAUCCAUUACUAUGCAGAGUUGGGUCAGCGUUCUGUCUUUCCAACAUGUGAAGUUCCUGAACACUUUGUGGGUCAAGUGACUGUGCUCAAGUACUUCUCCCACUACAUGGAAGAGAAUCUGAUGGAUGGCGGGGAUCUGGGUAGUAUGACGGAUGCACACAUGCCCAGACUCUACCUGUUGCAGUGGCUCAAGUCAGACCGCGCCCUCAUGAUGCUCUUUAACGACGGCACUUUCCAGGUCAACUUCUACCAUGACCACACCAAGAUCAUCUUGUGCUGCCAGAGGGAUGAGUACAUGCUGACCUACAUUAAUGAGGACCGUGUCUCCAAAACGUUCAAACUCAGCUCUCUGUUGACCUCGGGCUGCCCCACUGACCUGCGCGAGCGCAUGGUUUACUCACUCAACAUGCUGCUGCAGAGAUGCAGUUAAAUCAAUAAUGUGUUUUGGACAAUGUUUACCAAUCAAACCUACCCACUGUGUUACUGCGGCGCUGCAGUGGAACCUGGAUUCGUAAGGAUCUGUGUGGGAAAGUUUGAGGAUGGACCUGUUCAAAGUUUAUUAACAUUCCUACACUGCAGCACCUUUGUGACUCAGCAAGGUGCAAGUGAGAAAAAAAAAAAAUACAGACAAACUCUGUGGAUGAGGACAAUGAAAUGUAGCACAUUAGAUGAAAAGGGCUGAUUUGUAUGUCGACUGAUGGAGGAGAGGAAGGAUCGAGUGUGUCGGAACGAGUAUGUUGGUACGAAUGUGAACUCAUGAGGCUUCAGUAAGAGAUGAAUGUUUGAAGAAGACAAAUGCUGGGCUGGCACCAGCGUAAUUGUGUACAGAAUCACAAAUGUUUAUAGAGACAAUUCAUAAAAUAAGGCUCUGAAUUACGCAGAGCUAAACUGUGGACUGUUGUAAAUGUUGUAAAUUAUGUAUAGUGUAUGUCACAGCCAACUCAGCAGUGCAAAGACAUGAUUCGCCAGCGUGUGUGUGGCUGGAGUUUGGUAUCUUAUAUGUGUAUGUGUGAGAGUGCGAUGAGUGUAAUAUUCACACAAAAUUUUAAAAACUGUGAUUUGUUCUCUUUAUGGACAGAUGGACUGGCACAUUAGGCUGGGAAAUGGUGGGGUGAUGUUUAAAAACAAAAAAAAAUAAUGGAGCAGG